Molecule: messenger RNA, 1618 nt
Organism: Dendronephthya gigantea
Lineage: Eukaryota; Metazoa; Cnidaria; Anthozoa; Malacalcyonacea; Nephtheidae
Product: XK-related protein 6-like
Exons: 1
Coding region: 6-1274 (422 amino acids)
Cellular component (GO): membrane
Source: RefSeq, a predicted model, not a curated record
AUUCAAUGCGAAAGAUGAAAGGAAAGGCAAAUCUUGCUUUUCUUGUUGCAAGUUUCAUUCUUUACAUUAUGGACAUAAUCUCCGACAUUUACGUGGCUUUUCAAUAUUACAAACACGGCGAGAGAUGGUGGUGUGGUAUCACUCUUGUCUUUGUUUUACUUCCUCAUUUAAUUAUCAACACAUAUGCUGCUUAUAUAAACAUGAAUUUUCAUUGGUAUAGUCUACGUAAGACAGUCCUGAUGUGGAUUUUUCAAAUAUCUGUCCUUGCAUCAUUUAAACAUGAAUUCACUCGAUGGAAAAGGGAACAUUGGAAAAACCGUGAUAGAGAGCGUGUUAGCACAAGAGACGGACAACACUUCACAGACGUUACUUUAACAAUGCAUCACACAUUCUUACGCCUAGCUGAAGCUUUUGCUGAGUCAGCACCUCAGUGUUGUUUACAGAUCUACAUUAUGAUGAGACAAUGGCAUUUUCCAUGGUAUACGGUGUUAUCAAGUGUCCUGUCUCUCUUGUCCUUAUCUUGGAGCAUCACAUCAUUGGAAACGUCAUGUAAAACCUGUCAAUGGGCUCGAAAGACUUGUAGCACAUCAAUCAAAGAAGAGAAAGAAAUCCCUAAAAUAUCCCAAGUGAUGUUCUUUGUUGCACACUUGUGUUUGCUAAUCUCUAGAUUAACAUCACUUGUUAUUUUUGCCUAUUCUUUUCGUUACUACGUAUUUGUUAUUGUAGUCAUACAUUGGCUGUUGGUAUUUACUGCAAUUUGUAUGGGCAAAAAGUUUGAAAACUCGACCAGGAUUAAUGAAACUGACAUUAGAGGUCGUAUAAACUUGACCCUUAUUUUAAACGCAUCUCUACGAACCUACCCAAUGGUAUUUUGCUUAUCCGGUAGCAUCGCAAAAAUAAGUUUUCGGAAGAAGAUAGGACGAAAUUUUGGAACAUUUGCUUUAGUUUUUUAUGGUAUUUUUUUCCUGGAAAAUUGUGUUAUGGUAUUACUUUCCGUUUUCAACGGGACGCGGCCUCAUAUAAAUCAUCUAUCGAAGAUUGUAUUGCCAUUAAUGUUUGUAGGAUUUUCAGUAGGAGUUCUGCUUCUUAUGCUUUACUACAAAUGUUGUCAUCCAAAUAAGUUAUUCAGAAGGGAAAAUCUUGAAGCAACGGAUACAAGCCUUCCAAACGAGAACCAAGGAAAGCAUCAAAAAGAGAUCUAUGAAUUGAAAGACACAAAUUGUUUUGUGAAUGAAGGAACUUGUUUUAAAGAUUUGGAAAGUCAUCUUAUAUAGAACUAGGCUUUAAGAGAAGAUAUUUUUAAAUUUUAAGAAUUGUCAUUAUCAGUGAAGAUCCACUAGAUUUCGUAGAGGGUCCUGAAGGGGGAGUCCCAUUUCCCACUUCGAAUUUUCGCAAAAUUCCAGUCCCAGUUGGUUGUAAAAAUCCUAACCUUUGAGACUUGAAAGGGUCAAAUCCCAUUCCAGGAACUGAAUCCCAUUUUCCCAGCGUAAUAAUAGGGCAAUCCUAAUUCCCAUUUUAUCCGUUCGGGACCCCCUUUGCAAUCAACGGCGAAAAUUAAGGCUGCAGUACUUUCCACGAAAUAGACAAAAUUUUGCACGCGGAGCGUGUUUUUUUUUCA